Molecule: messenger RNA, 2536 nt
Organism: Populus nigra (black poplar)
Lineage: Eukaryota; Viridiplantae; Streptophyta; Magnoliopsida; Malpighiales; Salicaceae
Product: ankyrin repeat-containing protein At5g02620-like
Exons: 4
Coding region: 56-2095 (679 amino acids)
Molecular function (GO): protein binding
Source: RefSeq, a predicted model, not a curated record
AUAGCGAUUUUAAUUUUAUUUUUUUUCAAGGAAAAAAUUACCCCCUCCCUUCUACAUGGAACCCUUGAUGUCUCCUGGUACCAUUGAAAUCGAUCAUAAACAGAAAAUAAACGGAAACUUGUACUAUGCUCUCAUGAAAGGAAACAAGAAGAGAGUUGCAGAACUCUGCCAAAAAAUUCAGGAUCAUGCAUUGCACGUAAUAACAGUAAACGACGAUACAGUACUUCACAUGGCUACAUAUGCCAAAGAAGCAUCUCUGGUAGAAAAUUUACUAGAUGAGUUGCCUAGCCAUAAUCUCGACAAGUUGACUCGCCAAAAUGGUGUAGGAAACACAAUCCUCCAUGAGACUGCCACAAGCAACCAUACUGUUGCUAUUGCAGAUAAACUUCUGAAGAGAGCCCCUGGAUUGUUAGGCAUGCGCAACCACAAUGGGGAGACGGCUCUCUUUCGUGCGGCCCGGUAUGGAAAAACUGAUAUGUUCAACUUUCUAGCUGCUAAAGUCUCUGGAUAUGAUGAAUCUGGUUUGCAAUUCUAUGUACAGAGAAGUGAUAAAACCACUAUCCUUCACAUGGCCAUUCUUUCUCUGCAUUUUGAUUUGGCAUACCGAAUUGCGUUGGACUACACGCAUUUAAUGGGCCAAAAAGAUGCCGAUGGUAUGACUGGUCUUCAGCUUUUAUCAUGCAACCCAUCAGCUUUUAAACUAGAGCCUGAAGAAGGAUUCAUUAAUUUAGCAAAAUCAUAUGGAAGUUCAGUAUGGAGGGAAAAGGUUCAAAAGCAAAAACAACUGCAUAGAUCAGCUGUGGAGCUUGCCAAGUUUUUAGUCAGAAAAGAUACCUCCUGGGAGCUUACGUAUUCUAGCAUCGACCAGAGCAAGCCUAAAAUCCAUAAGUACGGAGAAAAGGGCGGCCAAGAACGGCAAGAAGUACAUUUGUUUAAUAAAAUUCUAGACAAAGAGGAAAGUCUUGGAGAAACUCCUUUGAUUUUGGCUACAAAGGCAGGCUGUGUGGAGAUUGUUGAAGAAAUACUCAAGCUAUAUCCCCAGGCAGUCGAACACAUUGAUGACGAAGGGCGCAAUGUAUUGCAUGUAGCAAUCAAAUACCGCCAAAAGAAGAUUUUCGAGCUUGUGAAAGGAAUGGACGUGCCUAUGAAGAGGCUGACAAGGAAGAUUGAUGGUGAUGGGAAUUCCAUUCUACACACCGUCGGAAGGAAACGAAAGGAUUUUAUAUCUGAUGAGAAGAUGGAAGGCCCUGCAUUCCUCUUACAGGAAGAAUUACUCUGGUUUGAGGUGCACUUUUUAGACUUUUACCUUCCUGCUAUGCAUAUCUAUCAUACACAUAAUUCACGGGAAGCACAAUAUUUUUUUAUUGUCAUACUAAUCUUGAAUCCUGAAGCGGUUGGAGUAGACGUAUUACAGGAAUAUGGCAGGCGCGUCAAAGAAGUCACUCCAUCCCAUUUCCUGAAUCACCAGAACAAUAUGAAGCUCACAGCAGAAGGGUAUUUCAUUACUGCAAAUUCUGAACUUCGCAAUUUAGCCAAAGAAUGGCUAAAGACAACAGCAGAAGGAUGUUCUGUGGUAGCAGUUCUCAUUGCCACCGUUGCCUUUGCUGCGGCCUACACGGUUCCAGGAGGUCCGAAUCAGAGCACUGGUGUUCCUGUUCUCGUCAACAAACCAUUCUUUGUGGUUUUCACCGUGACAGAUGUACUCUCCCUUACGUUCGCUUUGACAUCAGUUGUUACUUUCCUCUCUAUCCUAACAUCCCCGUUUCGAUUUAAAGAUUUCAAGCAUACACUUCCUAAUAAGUUGAUGGUAGGCUUCACAUUUCUGUUUCUCUCUGUGGCAAUGAUGAUGGUAGCGUUUGGAGCAACAAUCAUUCUGAUGAUUUACAGCAAGGAAAGCUGGACAAAAAUUACUCUAUAUGCAGUCUCUUUUAUCCCAGUUGGCAUCUUUGCACUAUCUUAUUUCCCUCUUUAUCCAUCACUAUCAAAAACUUACAACUUGCUCCUGAAAAUUCCCUUCAUUAAACAUAUUCCAGCUAUACCUUGGAUCUCUUUCAAAUGUUGUCGAGUCGAAACCACUGAUACCCACUUUCCAUGACAUAUCCGACACGUAAUUAUCCUACACUAAAUCCUUUCCAUUUUCUGAAAUCUGAUGCCUGGCUGUGUACGUAAAGGUGGGCACAAGUAUUGGUCAUUUGGUCCAAUCUGUAAGCAACUACCACCAUCUAGGUGGUAGUCUAGUGGUAAGAGCUUGGGACUAAGGCGUUUGCUCCUUCUUAAGUCUCAGGUUCAAACCCUGUGGCUGCUCAUAUGAUGGCCACUGGAGGCUUACAUGGUCGUUAACUUCAGGGCCCGUGGGAUUAGUCGAGGUGCGUGCAAGCUGGCCCGGACACCCACGAUAAUCAAAAAAAAAAAAAAAGUAUGAUGUCUAUAAGAAUGAUGUGAUGAGUUCUUGGUUUGUACAUUGUAAGAAUUCCAAAUAAUGCAAUGUUCUGAUAUGUGCAAUAAGUAACAAAGAAAGCCAGCAAUUCUUGUAAAA